GAAGAACGAGAGAGAGAACGAGCAAGACAAGAACGAGAGAGACAGGAACGAGAGAGAGAACGAGCAAGACAAGAACAAGAGAGACAAGAACGUGAGAGAGAAGAACGAGAGAGAGAAGAACGAGAGAGAGAAGAACGAGAGAGAGAACUAGAGAGAGAACGGGAGAGAGAGAAGGCUAAAAGGCAACAAAAGGAAAGACAAGAAAAGAUGAAAGCUGAUUUACGGCAGAAAAUUGAUUCCCGAGACCACAAGAUGGCCGAAGUCAAAUCAUCUGAAAUAAACUGCAAUGUUAGCUUGGAUGCCGAAUGGCUGGAGAUCAACAGUUUCUUCUCAGAGGUGAUGAAAAUUGUGGAGGAUGCUAAAGAGAAAGCAUGUCAGGCUCUGGAGGACAGGAGACGGAAAGUGAAAAGAGAAGCACAAGAUCUCACCCAGAAGCUGCAAAGAGAAAUUGAUGUGCUCAAAAAAGCCACUGAUGAGCUAGACAACAACCCAGACUUGGAGCUUUCUCCUGUAACAGGCCUGAAAGAAUCUGCUGACUGGAAAAAUUUAUGUGACAACACUUCACUCUCCUUCGGGACACUGCGAGGUAUGACUUCAGCCAUGAUGAAGCAAAUUGACCAGGAAAUAGAAAAACUCGCAUCCAAAGACCUCAAGAGGAUUUCUACAUUUGCAGUGGACGUGAAGCUGGACCCGACUUCUGCACACUCAAGUCUUGUAAUUUCUGAUAAUGGGAAAAAAGUGAGAAAUGGUGGAAAAACAGCAAAAGAUCCUGAUUCUCCCCAGAGGUCUGAUAUGUUUGGAAGUGUCCUGGGGCUCAACAGGCUGAAAUCAGGGAAAUCAUACUGGGAGGUGGAGGUCAGCAACAAGACCGGGUGGGAUCUGGGUGUGGCCAGAUGUGAUGCUUAUCGCAAAGGGAAAUUUUCAGUGAACCCUGACAAAGGUUACUGGGUUACUGCAUAUCAUGGAGACAAAAAAUAUGCAGCCCGGACAAUACCGCCUGUGAACCUUUCAUUUAAAGUGAAACCUCGGAAAGUCGGGGUGUAUGUAGAUUAUGAGGAAGGUCUCGUGUCCUUUUAUGAUGUGAUGUCUCAGUCUCACAUCUACUCAUUUACUGAGUGUUCAUUUGGUGGUGAGAUCCUCCCGUACUUCAGUCCACAUCUGAAACCAGAUGAGAAAAACAGUGAUCCUUUGAUUAUCUCUGCUAUGGAAAAGCAGUAGUAAUCACAUGCACAGGUUUUGGAGCAGUGAAUGCAUCACUUAUAGGCAUUAUAUACAUUAAGGUGGGAAUUUGAUUGCCUGGGUUUCCAUAUUCUUUUCUUAUAAUAAUAACAUGAAUCAAUGAAGGUACAAUAAAGGCAUGGGUUUUAGAGUUUUCUUUUAUGCACUAUAUAGCAAUGCUAGCAAUGCAAAUGUAUACAUAUUAUGGGGAUGCACUCUAAAUACUGUUAAUUAUGAUUAUGUGCAAAGGGAUGAUUUAAUAAGGAGUCUUCUCUUGUUAUUGGUUGUGUUCAUAUAAACCAGUGUUUCCCAACCUUUUGGAGCCACAGCACAUAUUUCACAUUAGAAAAAUCACAAGAUCCACCACCUAUUGACACCCUGCCAUAUCUAGGUGUGUGUCAACAUGUUAAGGUUGGCACGUUAAGCUUGUUGUUUCCAGAGCUGCACCUUUCAACAAAAUCCCAUAUAUUUUACUUGUGAGCAAUUUGUUAUUUCAGCCUUAUAUUCGUGUGUUCAGGUCAAUCAGAUGUUCAAAUAUAUCUGCCAGAUACGGCAGUCUUCUAAUCCACUUGUCACUUGAGAGUAACUUGACAUCCUUCUGAUUUGUGAAAAACACUUUAAGUUCUUGAUUCUUGCAGUCUUGGCAACAAGUACUUCCCGGUGCAGAAAACAAUGCAUUGAAAUGACAUUGCUCUUUCAGUCUGUUUACAAAUCCUUUAGUGUGCCCAAGCAUGGCAGCUGCUCCAUCGGUGUAAACAUGUAUGCAUUUUUGCAAUUCAGCAACUUGUUAGCUUUAAGUACUUUAUUGCUCUUAUUGGUGGUUUUCCUCAUUGAAGCUGCCUGCGUCUCAGUCUGUUCACGCUUGAAGUGAUGGGUGUUUCGUCUGGAGAUGGUGUUUAAGUUUGCUUGGAACCGUGGCACAGUUUGAUUUCCCCGCGCACCAGGCGUAGCAGAAUGGCCUCAGUUGGUUCUCCAGUGUAUGAGAAUCCAAAGGCAAGAUAAUGUUAACUGUAUGGUCAUGAGUUUACUUUUUCUUUUGCUUUCUUCCACUAUUAAUGCCAGGGCCAUCUGGGUUGGAAUUCUCUUUAGGACCCAGGUCGGAUUGACUACUUUUUGUUUUCAGUUAUUUAGUAAUCGCUAUUCCCUGCAGUGUUGUCUCACUCGCAGCAUGACUUUGUACUUUUCUAUUUCUUCUUCAUCUUCAUCUUGCUGGUGGUAAGGGCAGUACAAUUAAGUGGAUGUGGUGGAUGAGAAUGUAAAUGUUCUGCCUGUCACAACACGCCACUGGCUAAGAGUACCAAUCAGGUGAAAUUGGAUAAACUUCUAUGGCACACUUGAUGAUUUCUAGUGGCAUACUUAUGUUCCGUGGUUGGGAAAAGCUGAUUUUAACCACUACCUCAAGCAUUUAGUCUACAAGAUGCUUAAUUCCACAGAUCCUCCUUGUUACUCCACACAUCUGUUAAACAAUUUGUCUCACUGGGCAUUUUAGAUACUGUAAACUGAAGCUUUUUCAACUGUAGUCUACAUGAGUCACUCUAAAUAAUCCAUUUACAGCAUAUAAGCAAUAUGUUUUACAUAGAUAUACACAAGAAACAAACACACUUCUAUCUAGGGAAUAUUUUUUAAUAUUUUAACUGGGUUUGUAAUGCUAAAAGAAUGAAAUAUGUUUAAGAUUUUAGUUUUAUUUAUUUUGUAGUUUGAAUAAAUCCAAACCUUAUUGAAACCAGCUGUAUAUUGUCUCCUUUACUCUUCCUUCAGCCCUAGGAGUGCAGUGGAUCAUUAAAGACACAUAAGGGUUACUUCACAUGCAUGGAUCAUUAGUUUGUCAGUUUGUUGGUGGGGGCAACAGCAUGACCGCGGGGCCUUCAAGCAACAAAUUAAAGUGAGCCUUAAUCAAAUCCAGAACUGUGAUGAGUUAUGACUAAAAGAUAAAAAGAGGAAGUGGGUAAAGACUGCUGCAGUAAUUCUAACACACUAGAGCAACAGGAUUAUCAGUUCUCCACAGCACAACAACAAAGAAAGAUAAAAUGAGAUUCAUUGUCUUGAUCACCAUCAUUGUCACUGUAGCCCUUAUUGGUGGGGGCAGUAGCAUGAUUGGAGAGCCUUCAUCACCGUGUCAGGACAAAAGCCCCAAAAGUCAUUAUAAAGAAUUUCUCA
Molecule: messenger RNA, 3375 nt
Organism: Oreochromis niloticus (Nile tilapia)
Lineage: Eukaryota; Metazoa; Chordata; Actinopteri; Cichliformes; Cichlidae
Product: E3 ubiquitin-protein ligase TRIM21
Exons: 9
Molecular function (GO): protein binding
Source: RefSeq, a predicted model, not a curated record